CUGCCCGGAUGAAAACAUGAUUGCAGACGAAUUUUGAAGACAAAACAAGCUGUUUCCAUUCAGUUCAUUCAUGCAAAGCUUAAUCAAUGAACCACUUUUGCUAAACUGAAUGGAAGUCAGAUAACUGCGUGUGUGUGUUUUUAAGCGGGAAUGAAUUAAGUUAUUGCACAAGUAAUAGGUGAGCCGAUGUGGCGCAAUGAAAGCCAGCACCAUAGGGUGAUCAGAUUUCGUCCAUUAUCAUUAGCAGACGGUCCAUGUUAUAUGUGACUUGCUGAUGGCUAAGUCGGAAACAGGAACGCAGUUACUGGCUCGCCUUGGAGCUCGUCCAUCUCUAAGCGGUUUGGAAUCCGCACUUUUUGGAUCAGAACCUGUGUCUGGCAGCGUUUAUGAAUUUUAUGGAGGAGAAGGCACAGGUAAAACCGAGAUGACAUUACACCUGACUGCUAAAUGUAUCCUCCCUGAAAGCUGGCAUGAUGUACCCCUGGGUGGGAAAGACACAGGUGUCAUCGUUGUGGAUACAGAGUAUAAAUUCCCUGUAUUUCGAUUGGCUGUUAUUUUGGAGCACCGGAUUAAGGCAGCCAUGGAAAAAUCCAGUAUAGUGGCGUCAGCUGCAGCAAAAGAAGAAACUAAAAGUAAAAGUUUUGGGUGCACGGAGAAUGGAAAUACCAAUUUGGGGCAAAAUGUCGAUGCUUUUUCAGAGGAAGACAUUGAAAGAUUCAUUCAAAACUGUUUGAGAAAUUUACACAUACUACAGUGUGGCAGCAGUUUUCAGUUUCUCAUGUCAAUGUGUUCGCUAGAGAGUUUGAUAUCAAACAACCCCAAUAUAUCCAUGAUAGUAAUUGAUACAAUCUCGGCGUAUUACUGGGUUGAAAAGUGCCAGGUACCUGACGGUCAACAAGCCAUGGAUUCCGUGAUGAAACCCAUCAUCUCUGUCCUGUCAGAUUAUGUGAGGGACUACAACACGGUGGUGUUGUGUGUAAAAUCUGCUUUGUGCGUCCACAGAAGCAGUCAAAAGUCCGGACAAAGAAGCAAGGGAGAUAACUCUCCUCACCCUGACUCCUCCGUGCAAAGUGCUUCCAGUCUGUCCAGAGAGUUGAAUGCAUCAGACCACUUUGAAUUCUUGGGAAAACUGUGGAAUAAAUUUGUGACUAAGAGGUUCACUUUUACCCAGUCUGCUGUCAGUACUGGACAGGAUUUCUCUGUGACUGCCAGUAAGGAGGGACAAACCACAAAAGUUAAAUUUAAAAUUUUUGAUUCUGGCAUCUAUUUCAUACCGUGAUCGUCUUUGCGCUUUGUAAUUCAUUGCACUUUAUAAUUCAUUGAAAGAACCAUCUUUAUCAGAAAAUUUUCACAUCAUGAUCUUAUUGAUCUUAUUUUGAUAAAAUCCAAGCUUUAUAUUAAGUGAAUUAGUAUGUGUAAUUUGUCAUUACAGGAAACAUAAAGGAAAUAAAACAUAUG
Messenger RNA from Liolophura sinensis, 1458 nucleotides. RefSeq names its product DNA repair protein XRCC2-like. Gene Ontology annotation, biological process: DNA strand invasion; double-strand break repair via homologous recombination. The record is from RefSeq and is a predicted model, not a curated record. Gene Ontology annotation, cellular component: replication fork; centrosome; Rad51B-Rad51C-Rad51D-XRCC2 complex. NCBI's taxonomy places the organism in Eukaryota, Metazoa, Mollusca, Polyplacophora, Chitonida, Chitonidae. The transcript is spliced from 2 exons. Gene Ontology annotation, molecular function: four-way junction DNA binding; ATP binding; ATP-dependent DNA damage sensor activity. The coding region runs from base 275 to 1279 and encodes 334 amino acids.